AAAACUUGGGCUAUAAUUUUAAAACUGAAGCUAACUAAUGUUUAUAUUAGUAGUAAAAUUCUAGUAAUAUUGAAACAAGGAACAUUUAAAGCUAUGAAUAAUAUCUACCAGUUUUCUACUGUUAGAUUACACAAUCUUGUUCCUAAAAUAGAUCUAUGAAGAUUGUAUAAAAGAGUGUGUUAAUAGUCAUUCCACUAUCAACCUUUAAAACAGUCGGGCUAGAUUGAACUGAUAAAAUAUGAAUGAAAGGAGAAAAAUAUUAAUUGUUGGAGACGGUGAAUGCGGAAAAACGUCUAUACUAAGCAUGUUCUCACAGAAAGGCUUUCCACAAGCUUAUAUUCCAACAAUAUUUGAGAAUUAUAUUAGCCAAGUCAAAGUUAAAAAUCGAACGGUUGAAUUGGUAAUUUGGGACAGUGCCGGGCAGGAAGAUUUCGAUCGCCUUCGAAGCCUCUGCUAUCCAGACACCGAUGUCAUUCUCUUAUGCUAUUCCAUUAACAAUCCAGAUUCAUUUGUUAAUAUCACUGACAAAUGGUUACCUGAAAUACGAAGUCACUGUCCAAGAUCUCCUAUUAUACUAAUUGCCAAUAAGAUUGACUUAAGAGUUAAAGAAAAUCCUGAGCAAGAACAAACAUCAUCUAAAGUGAAAUUUGUAACGUCACUUCAAGGGGAAUCAUUGGCAAAGAGGAUAGACGCACAUACGUAUCUUGAAUGUUCUGCAUUAGAAUAUAUUGGCAUAGAUAAAAUAUUUCAAGAAGCUGCCGAAGCUGUCUUAAAAACUAAGAAACAUAAGCAUAUAUGUAAUAUAUUAUAAUUUAUUAAUCACGUACAGUUGUAAGAUUUAAAAUAUUAUAUUUCAACAUCAAAUAAAGAUUGAUAGAAAUUCCAAUAACCAUUAUUUCCAUUGUCUAUUAUUACAUGAAAAAGCGUGAUUAUAGAGUUAAUCUUAUUGUGUUUCAAGGGGGUAAUUAAUAGAUUACAGAAAAAGUUGAUUAUGAUAGAAUAUUUCCAUAAAGUAUAGUCUGAAAAACAAGAAUAGAGACAUUUAUCAUGAAAU
Dimorphilus gyrociliatus is the source of this 1054-nucleotide messenger RNA. The record is from the annotation of a GenBank genome assembly. NCBI's taxonomy places the organism in Eukaryota, Metazoa, Annelida, Polychaeta, Dinophilidae.